AACCAGGUUAGAGCUGUGACGUCAGCAGGGACUCGCUCGACAGGAGACGUUUGAAGCAGACGAACUGGACGUGCGGCUCAUUUCCCUGGAAUUUGUUUCUCAGAGGAACAACAUGGCUGAAACACACAGGAAGAAAUGGGUUUUCCCUCAAAGACCGGCGACUGAAGGAAACAGAGGCUCGGAGAGAGACGCUCACAGAAGUCUGGCGGUUCCCUUCAGAGGUCACAUCAGCGGUGGGAUGUGUCCGGGGAAGAAGGUGGUGCUAGUGGGCGUGGUCGCAUCCCGUCCUGACAGGUUUUAUGUAGCUCUGACGUGUGGGCGCGGGGCAGCCGGGGAGCCCCCCCCCGACGUGGCCCUGGAGCUGUGCGUACGCUUCAGGGACAGACAGGUCCUGAGGAGAGCCUGUGUGGGGGGGGCGUGGGGGGACAUGGACAGAGCCCUGCCUUUCUUCCCCUUCAUCAGAGACCAGCCCUUCAAGAUGGAGCUUCACUGUGAACACGCUCGCUUCCGAGUGUUUGUGGACGGACAGAAGCUGUUUGAUUUCUCCCACAGACUGACGUCACUCGAAGGAAUCGACACGUUGUGGAUCAAAGGCAGCCUCACCAUCAAUAAACUGGCAUAAAAAGCACUGGUGAACACCCAGAGCUGCUCUCCAGCUCUGGGAGAAGAGAGUCUAUGUAAGAGGUUUCAGCGUCUUGAAGCCAUCUGCUGGAAUUCUUGGUUUCAUAUCUGGGAACUAUGGCAUGAUUUACAGAACGAGCUGUUUAGCGCCCUCUGCAGGCUCGUCCUGUGAUUACUCCAACAUACGUUUACCUCAUGAUCUGAAUCUUUGCCCAUGUUUAGUUUUGGGCGUCCAGCUUUGUAACACUUUAUGUGACUUAGGUCGACUUUAACCCGAAACCGCCAUGACAGUAAGAGAGGGAACCAUGACGUUCAUAUUCUGAGACGCUGCCUACGUACUCGUGCAGUACAGACAGAGUUCAGGAGUUUGGCAUUGCAUUUUUUAAUUCAUUAAAAACAUGAAUUUAUCCAAUA
Molecule: messenger RNA, 1035 nt
Organism: Labrus bergylta (ballan wrasse)
Lineage: Eukaryota; Metazoa; Chordata; Actinopteri; Labriformes; Labridae
Product: galectin-related protein
Molecular function (GO): carbohydrate binding
Source: RefSeq, a predicted model, not a curated record